Vicia faba (fava bean) is the source of this 1119-nucleotide messenger RNA. The record is from the annotation of a GenBank genome assembly. Lineage: Eukaryota; Viridiplantae; Streptophyta; Magnoliopsida; Fabales; Fabaceae.
AUGUCUUUUACACCUGUUUUCACACAUAGGUCUUUCCUAAACCUUCCCUCAACCAAUCUCAUAUGCUGUUCUAGCACACAACCUGUUACAGUUACACUCUUUAGUUCCUUACCUUUCCCUCACAAGUUAUUUGCAAAUUCUCAUCUUCCUCACCUCUUCCGAAACAGAAUUAGAUGCUUUAAACAGGAGGGCGAGAAAAAUUACGAGGCUUUAAAAUCUAAGGACUUACCAGAUAAACAAGAUAGAUUGAGUAAUGAGGUUCAAACAAAUGAUAAAGAGGGACACAGCAAGACAGAGAUCCCGUUCCUGGCUAUGAUUGCAAUUGCACUGGGCAUAGCUGCAAUAGCUACAUUUGCAUCCAUUCGCCAGCAGCCAAUUCUAGGAUCCCCGUCCGGUUUGCAGAUUCUGCCGCAAGGUUCUUCCUCUUCAGCAGUUGCUCCAGUUGCUGCUGGCUUCACUUUCAAAGUGUUUGGAUUCAGUGUUGUAAUUCCGCAAUAUGCACCCGGAUGGAUCUACUUCUGGUUACUUAUGGCUGCUGGUUGCGGACUUUUCAUUAGUGAAGAAGCUUUAAAUAUUUGGGUUGGUACAUCAAUAGCAAGGCUUUUGUCUCUUGACGGAACAUGGCAGUCGUUUGCUGAAUCUUUCUCAAGGAAUGCUCCAUACAUCAUAUCAACGGUUCUAUGGGUUUAUUGGGGAGUUUGCAUUAGUGACAUGAUACCGUUUUACUUCGGGAAACUUUUCAGACAGUCUGGUGCAUCUGCUGAUGUUACUUCAAGGUUAGGAAUUGGCAAAGAGAAAGCUAAGGAAAUCACGAAUGUGGUACAAAAGUAUGGAAAUCUUAUUGGUUUUGUUGAACGAUUCUCUCUUGGAGUGAGAAACCCUACAGCUUUCCUUGCAGGAGCCUUGGGUAUUUCUCCAGAGUUGUUUUUCGCAGGGGUCUGUUGUGGGGGUCUAUUCACACUUUCGAUUCAGCUUGGAAUAGGAUUCCUUUUGAGGGAACGCCCUAUAUUUGCUCUUGCUACUGUCGCGACCGUAGUGGGAAUUUGGACAAUUUUUCCAUACGCUGUGGCUGCUUCAACUGCUUUAUUCUUUUAUGUCAAGAGCAAGUACUUGUCUUAG